Cuscuta europaea is the source of this 1569-nucleotide messenger RNA. NCBI's taxonomy places the organism in Eukaryota, Viridiplantae, Streptophyta, Magnoliopsida, Solanales, Convolvulaceae. The record is from the annotation of a GenBank genome assembly.
CCCAAAUAUAAUAGAGGAAAAAGGAGCCACACAACUCAAGGGAGAAAGAAAGAAGGAAAUUGCACGCAAAGUUACUUUCCGGUGCGUAGGGUUGCUUGUUUGAUUCAUAUCUUGAGCUACACCAAUCCAAAAAAGGGCGUGUGAGGUGUCUGCAGAAAGCUCUCAAAAUAAUGAAUCCGUGAAGGUGAGUUUGCAGAAAACGGAGUAGUGGAAGGUCUCCAAAUCAUCGAAAGAAAACACAAACUCGCUGAAACGGAUUUGCCUCUUUAAAGUAUCCCGGUCUCCAAGAUGAACGUCAGGGGGCGUGCUGAUCUGAAGAAGAAGUCCGCCAAGGUCCCGAAGGGGACGGAUGCGGGCAUGCAGAAGCCCGUCGGUGACUUCUUCAAGAAGUCCGAGGGGCCGUCGACGGUCCCAAGCGCUGACGCCGCCGCCGCCGCCGCGAAGAGAAAGGCCGCGGGCAAGGCUCCUGAGGGCAAGAGGCCAAAAAAGGGGGAUACCGGGAAGAAGGAUCCUCCCGUGGUCAUCAUAGAUGAGUGCCCCGCCUCCGGGACGCAUGUGGAGAUACCGGUGGUUGAAGUGCCGAGGGGUGUCCGGGAGCCACCCUCUGAGGUUCUGCAGGUUUCUCUCCCGAGGGGAACAUCCGUCAUGAACUGCACGGUGGACCCGAGGGUGCUUCUGAGGGGCAUGACCUCCGAGAUUGACAGAGCCGCCCUCGGGGCUGAUGAUGACCUGGCCCUCGAGUACAAGAUCCUCCGGUCUUCCUUCACUGCUUGCAUUGCCCUCGGCGAACAGGCCCGGAGGCUGGAGGAGUGGCGCCUGCACAAGGCCGAGCAGGACGCGAAGAUGAGGGAGCUCGUCUGCCAGAACUCUGAUGCCAUCAGGCAGAUGGCUGCACUGGAGGAGAGCCUUCGGCAGAUGACGCUGUGGGCGGAGACCGUAGACCGGGGCAAGGCCGAUGCUGAGAGGUCCGCAGCUGAAGCCCUCGAGAGAGCCGCCAAGGAGGCUGAGGCCGCCAAGGCGGAUGCCGUCGCAAAGGCCCGAGAGGACGCCGUCUCCGGAUUUUUGGUGGGGGGUGGAAAGCCGAAAGCACAAACAGUGGCUGUACACGGUCGUGGAGUCCUCCGUCGAUGAAUGGUGCGACGGGCCCGACAUGGAGUGGGUUUCCCGAAAGGGCAAACAGUACUACGAUGGGGGCGAGUUUUUUACUCAGGCCCUCAUCUACCGGAGGAUGGCCCGUCAUUUGAAGAUCGAUCAAAAAGACUUCGACCCGACGGCAUACGACCUUCCUCCCCUGCAGCCAGAUGUCCGUGUUCCUCUCCCCUCAGAUGUCGAAAGGCCAGGCCUGGAAGAUACUGAGCUGAUGAAGGAGGCUGCGGGGGACGAUGCAGAGGCCGGCAUAGAGGUCACCUCAAAGCCUGUGGAAGAGGCUGCCUCCGGGGCUGAUAAUAGUUGAUUUGUAUUUAGCACAUUUUGAACAAUUCUGUUGUAACGAAUAUUUGUAUGCUCCCGGCCUCGGCCAUUUUGUAAUGCACACUUUAACUUCUCCAACUUUUUGAUGAAUGAAUACCU